This is a messenger RNA of Aspergillus tanneri, 1368 nucleotides long. RefSeq names its product M20 family metallo-hydrolase. Lineage: Eukaryota; Fungi; Ascomycota; Eurotiomycetes; Eurotiales; Aspergillaceae. Gene Ontology annotation, molecular function: hydrolase activity, acting on carbon-nitrogen (but not peptide) bonds, in linear amidines. Bases 1 to 1368 code for a protein of 455 amino acids. The record is from RefSeq and is a predicted model, not a curated record. The transcript has 3 exons.
AUGCUGUCGACGGAGUUGUCCGAAGCUCAAGUGUCGGCGUUGAGAGCUAAUAAAGAUCGUCUGGCAAAAGACCUCCAUCACAGCUGCCAGUGGGGCCCUGGGAUCCGCUGGGGAGAUGGGCCAACCGACACAGGCAUGCAGCGUCUGGCACUAUCAGAGGAAGACAAAAAAGUGCGGGAUUGGUUCGUUGAAACAACCAAGGCAUUAAAAUGCAAUGUCACAGUAGAUGAGAUGGGAAAUAUUUUUGCUGUUCGCCCUGGACGACGCAAGGAUGUACCUGCUGUAUUCAUUGGUAGUCAUCUAGACACGCAACCAACAGGUGGUCGCUACGAUGGGAUACUGGGCGUUCUCUCCGGUAUUGAGGCUUUGAAGGUGAUGGAUGAGAUGGGACUGGAAACGGAAGGGGGUGUCGGGGUUGUAAACUGGACUAACGAGGAGGGCGCCCGCUUCCCCAUCAGUAUGGUCUCCUCUGGCGUAUGGGCUGAGUGCAUACCUCUUGAGCGAGCCCAUAACCUCAGAGAAGUUCCAACAGUGGCGUCUCUUCCCACUGCGUCAUCGGCGCCAGAAUCGAUGAAAACAGCUCUCGAAAAGAUAAACUACCUAGGGAGUGUACCGUGCUCGUACAAGGCAACUCCGAUGGCAGCUCACUUCGAAGUGCAUAUCGAACAGGGGCCUCAUCUUGUAUCGGCAAACCAACGAGUCGGUGUCGUCACCGCCGUUCAAGCAUACCGCUGGUAUCGCGUCAAUAUCACCGGCAGAGACACCCACACCGGUACGACGGCAUUCGAACACCGCGCAGAUGCUCUGUAUGCCUUUGCUCGCAUGAUGGUGCGAGCCCGGGAAGUCGCUUCUUCUCACAGUUGCCUGGCUAGUGUUGGCAUCGUAGAAGCCAAGCCUGGUAGUGUGAAUACCGUACCCGGGCUUGUCAGCUUCAUGCUCGACAUCCGCGGGCCGGAAGACGACUUGGUCAAGGCCACUGAAUCGCAAUUGAAACAGGAAUUUGACGCAAUUGCAGCAGAUGAAGGAAAGGGUAUCGGCAAGCCCUGUCGCGUUGAAUGGAGUCUAGAUUUCGACUCACCGGCAGUGAAAUUCCACCCAGACUGCAUUGCCUGCGUACAAGAGUCCGCAGAGGCUGUCGUCGCCGAUGCAUCUGAGCCCAAGUCCCUUGUGCGGACAAUCAUGAGCGGUGCAGGCCAUGACAGUGUCUUCGCAUCCAAAAGAGUUCCCACCAGUAUGGUCUUCGUGCCGUGUAAGGAUGGGUUAAGCCAUCAUCCGGAGGAGUACUGCUCUACUGAAGAUUGCGCCACCGGUGCGUCCGUCAUUUUACAAGCAGUGAUCCGGUACGACCGGAAGAGAUUCUCUGCGUAA